AAGCCCGCUCAUUUAAAAUGUCGCUGUAAUUAACUGCUUGUGUCUUCCUCGCAGCGUCAGCUUGGCGACCUCGAGAUGAUGUCGCCAUUCAUCAAGGCGGAGAAGCUGCCCGGAGCAACGCCACGUAAAGAGGUUAAAGCGAAGACUCGGGAGGACAUUAGAAAUGAGCUGAGUUUCACACCAUUACCAAACCGCUGUCAUGUGGAAACUGAAAACAGCAACAAAGGGAGCACAGCACUCGUCAAAGAGAGGAAUGCAAAGAUUCCAGAAAACCCAACAGACAGGCCUAAUUGCAUGGUAGCAUCGGAAAAACCAUUGCUUGUGCUCCUGGCUCAUUCUGGGGAUGCUGAAGAAAGGAUUAGAAGUACCCUAAAUGCUUGGAUCAUCAAAGAGAAAAGCACAGAGGCUCUGGAGAAAUUAGAAGACAAGGCAGACUGUUUGGCUGCAAGAAAUGUGUCUCAGGGUCACUCAAAUCAAGUGGACGGGGAGACAACAGUCAUCAAGAGUGGGACACUGCCCUUCAAUUUACAUAAAGUCAACUCUGAAUUCAGCAGCUGCUGUGAAGAAAUGGAUACCAAGCAUUAAAAAUGAAAUGGAUUACUGUCUACAGCAAUCCCAACUCCCUCACUAUCCAGAGAGAAAGAUUGCAGAAUUUCAAGAGCGCAUUGAGAGACUAAGAGCCGAAUAUCAGAAUUACCUGCGCAAGCUGAGAGCUUUAGAUCCUGUUAACAAGGAGCAUCCUUGGAAACCAAGGGGUUAUUCCAAAAAGCGAGCAUCUGAGCCACAGCACGGUGACAAAGAUGCUGGAUGUUUGAAGUUGCUGCACACUCCUGUUCUGCACCCAACCGAGGACCAGCAGGUGACUCUGCAAGACUCCCAGGAAGAGCAGCAAAGCAGUCGAGGGGACACGUCGCCAGGAAGCAUAGAGCAUCGUGGGGCCACCGUGUACACCUGCUCUGACAUCAACCCUCACACUCAGGAUGAGCCUCUCACAUUUAAUCCAAGUCUAAUUUCCAUUCGACUUCCCGGGGGAGUACCGUCUGGAUGUGGAUCAGGUGCUGAUGUUCUCAGCUCCAUUUUGAAGUCGGGACUUCCGAACCUCUCCAGACCCCUGGCUGCCUGUUUGGACAAAGAGAAGACGAGUUUCCCUGGAGCACAGGUAGAGUCUGCUGAAGGAAACACGGGACGCCAUCUUGAAGGACAGGGUCUGGAUAUCCUGGGUGUGGAUUGUUACUUGUGUUCUGACGAUGAUGAGGACGACGACCGUAAUGAAACCUGAGAGAAGCUCGUCAGCUCCACUUUAAGGCCCACUCAGUUGGUCGAGGAUGUGGUUGGGGCAGCAGCACCUGCAGGUGGUGAGCGGCACUACGGGCGUCCUAGGACCACGAUUAAUAAUUUAAACAGUCUGGGGUUUAUUCUGCCGAGGAUCUUUUUCAGCUUGUGCCCACGUGUUAGCUGUGUUCAGACUGCUGAUGGCUGACAGAAGACGCAGUGGCAUUUGAUUUACCUCUGGACGAAGGCUGAAGUGUUUUCAUUUUCAUCAUAGAAUGGAUUUUUUAUUUUCCUCUAUUUUCAAAUAAAAAAGCUUGCGUCUAACCGCCAUCACAUUUUAUUUGAGAAUGUUUUCAGGCACCUGUGGACUGGUUGCCCAUUUAUUUCAUAAGGUACAGUAUGUGACUUGAAGUGUGUGUACAAGUGGAGGCACGAGGUCUUCUGGAGACGCGUAAUGAGACUUAACCAUGGAUUUGCACCUGAGACACUGUCCUCGAUAAUCUGGGCCUUUGUGACCCCCCUGUGUUACGGUAUCUGACGGGUGGCACGUAACUGUUCUUGCACAAGUUUCCCUUCUGAUCAUCGCCACCGGUGUGUGUGCUGAAUUGUCACAACAGGUAAACCUCAGCAGCUGUGUGGGACUUCCCUCUGGUGCUUUAAAUGUUGUUCCUGUAAGUUGGAGAGACCCCUUUUAUGGCCCAGGCAAGAAGCUUCUCGGCUGUGAUGGAAAUGUCACUCCCUUGGACAUGCUAACUAUGGAGGGCAAAACCUAACUUCAGUGUAGGAAGUUAUAACCGUGACACGUGAGGAUUUUACUUUAACGAUGGGAAGCGUCAAGGCACUGUGGGAAUAUUGGGGCAUCUGAUGGGGGCACACUGUAGUUUAAAGCAGUUGGUAUUUUCAGAACACGAAGGUGGUAGAAUAUUCAAUGUGGAAACACCUAGAGACUGUCGGAGCGAUUUAAUGCUAGCGUCGGCCCAUUUGAAUAAGGUGGGCUUUGCAGGCCGAGAUGGGGUUCUUGAAAGUUCUGGUACAGAAAAUACUUUUAAAAUGGGUUAAGGUAUCAGAUUGGGGACAACCCAUAAUAAUAAAACCCCAAAAAAAGACUUCCUUAGGUCUUAACACUUACAGAGCCUCAGCCAAGUGGCUAUUGAUCUCUGAAAUGUGGCAUAUUAACAGCUUGUGGUGUGCUGGUGAAUACGAGAACUUCGUGUGGUCCAGUUAGGCACUCGGAGUGACCUGAGCCUCAAGUUACAGUACUGUUGGGUUAGCAGAAGUCUACUGUGGGACUUAAGUACUUCUGUACGCACCAUAGAUAUGCAUAUACAGUGUGUGUGUGUGUGUAUACGGUGGAUCCGGAAAGUAUUCACAGCGCUUCAUCACUUUCUCCA
Polypterus senegalus (gray bichir) is the source of this 2663-nucleotide messenger RNA. RefSeq lists its product as uncharacterized. Gene Ontology annotation, biological process: generation of catalytic spliceosome for second transesterification step. The transcript has 7 exons. The record is from RefSeq and is a predicted model, not a curated record. The coding region runs from base 452 to 1279 and encodes 275 amino acids. NCBI's taxonomy places the organism in Eukaryota, Metazoa, Chordata, Cladistia, Polypteriformes, Polypteridae.